AUGGCCGAAGCAGUUCUCGUUGACACCGCUGUGAGUAUUGCUGAAAGUUUGGGCUCUCUGGCGCUCCAGGAGAUUGGACUGCUAUGGGGUUUCAAAUAUGAGCUUAAAAUGCUCGGCAACACGGUUUCCACCAUCCAAGCUGUAUUUUUGGAUGCCGAGGAGCAGCAGGCCCAAAACCAUGCGGUCAAAGAUUGGCUUCGAAAGCUCAAGGAUGCCAUGUACGACGCCGAUGACUUGCUGGAUGACUUCUCCACUCAACUUCUACGCCGACAAGUGAUGACACGGGAUAAUAAGAUGGCAAAACAGGUGCGUAACUUCUUUUCCAAAUCGAACCAGCUUGCAUAUGGCUUUAAAAUGGGUCAUAGGAUCAAGAAACUUCGUAAGAGAUUGGAUGAAAUCGCAGCUGAUAGGAUCAAAUUUGGCUUCACUGAGCGUCCUACGGCUACAAGGACACAAUUUGAGCAUAGGAAAAGAGAAGAUACACAUUCUUUUGUACGUGAUGAGCAAGUAAUUGGAAGAGAGGAUGAAAAGAAGGCUGUUAAAAAGUUGUUAUUGGAUUCUGAUGCGAAAGAGGAUGUUUCCAUCAUUCCCAUAGUUGGAAUUGGUGGACUAGGUAAGACUACUCUUGCUCAAUAUGUGUUCAAUGACGAGGAAGUCCAAAACCAUUUUGAGCUCAGACUGUGGGUGUGCGUCCCUGAUCCUUUUGAUAUGAAAAUUAUUGUUCAAAAGAUUGUAGAAUGUGCAAUUGAAAGGAGACCCGAAACCCUUGAGAUGGAUUUGUUACAACGUCUGCUUCGAUCAAAAAUGGAUAGAAAACGAUAUUUACUUGUUUUAGAUGAUGUAUGGAAUGAGAAUCGUGGUACAUGGUUGGACUUGGAAACACUGUUAUUAGGUGGCUUGAGGGGAAGCAAAGUUUUGAUUACUACACGUAGUACAAAAGUUGCAGAGAUCACAGGCACAGUGUCACCGUAUCUUCUCGGAGGUCUAUCUGAAAGCAAUUCUUGGGAUUUAUUUAAGAAAAUGGCAUUUAAAGAUGGGAAAGAGCCAAAGAAUACAAAGUUAGUAGAAAUCGGAAGGGAGAUCCUACAGAAGUGUGCACAAGUUCCUCUUGCUAUAAGGAGCAUAGGGAGUCUAUUAUACUUCAAAAACUCAGAAGUUGAUUGGUUGUAUUUUAAAAAUAGUGAGCUUUACAAAAUAACUCAACAAGAUAAUGGUAUUUUCCCAAUACUUAAGUUGAGUUAUGAUCAUCUCCCGUCACAAUUGAAGCAAUGUUUUGCUUAUUGCUCUUUGUUUCCAAAAGAUUUUGAAAUUGAAGUGGAGGUGUUGAUUCAACUAUGGAUAGCUCAUGGCUUUAUUCAUUCAUCAGAUACAAACAGAUGUCUUGAAGAUGUUGGUCGCGAGUAUUUUAUGAAUUUGCUUUGGAGGUCAUUCUUCCAAGACAUAAAUAUAAAUGAAUAUGGUGAUAUAGAAGCAUGCAAAAUGCAUGACCUUAUUCAUGAUCUUGCAGAGUCAGUAGCAGGGGAUGAGUGCAUAAUUUCAAUUCCAAAUGUAGAAAAAGUAGUUGAAAUAACUCGUCAUAUGACAUGUGAUUCUUUAGAUUCAUUAAGGGAUAUUCCAACUCCCUUGCUCAAGGCACACAAAAUGAGAACGCUUCUUUUGCUAUUUCCAACAAGGCCUAGCCAUAAUCCAGUCUACGAUACAAUUAUUUCAAGUUUUGAAUGCUUGCGUGCUUUGAAUAUGAGUGGAUCAAACAUUCAAGACGUGCCGAAUUUCAUUGGAAAGUUGACUGCUCUCCAGACACUAACACUAUACACUUUGGGGAAGAAGGAAAGUUCUAUUCCAAAGCAAAAGGGUGGGCUAAGAGAUCUCAAUAGUUUAGAUGAGUUGAGAGGAGAAUUACAUAUCAAGUGUUUAGAGCACUUGAGAUCUUCUCCAUUAGAAGCCAAGGCCGCAAACUUGGAGAGGAAGCAAUACCUUCGAAGUCUAGAAUUAAAGUGGAACCCACAAGAUGGUAGUGAUAGUGAUACAACAAUUGCAAAUGAUGAACAACUGUUGCAAAACCUUCGGCCACACCUAAAUUUGAAACAAUUACAUAUACAUGGGUUUGCAGGUGUGAGGUUAUCCAGUUGGGUGUCCUUGCUCUCGAAUUUGGUUGAUAUUACCUUAUGGGAUUGUAAAUGGUGCCAGCAUAUCCCACCAUUGGACUGUUUCCCUUCUCUCAAGAUGCUUCAUCUUAGGAAGUUAAGUGCACUGGAGUACAUAAGCAAUGAUGGCAAUGAUGUGUCCUCUUUGUCCCUUGAAAGUCUCACUCUUAGCGAUUUGCCUAAGUUGAGGGGAUGGGGGAGGAUGAGGGAUGCAGUAACAGCUAAGCAUGACAAACACCAUCAUCUUCCAUUAUUUCCAUCAUUUCCAUGCCUUUCCUCUUUAGAUAUUAGUGAUUGCCCUAUGAUGUGUCUAAUACCAGUCAUAGCACCUGGGAGCGAAACAACACCCUCCUCCUUUUCCCUUUCCACUCUCUCCAAAUUGAAGUCUCUUUAUCUUCAAUGUUUAGAGGAACUUGAAUAUCUUCCAGAGGAGUGGCUGCAAAACCUCACUUCUCUUGAGACUCUGGAGAUUUCGGAAUGUCGUAAACUACGAAUACCCAUGUCUCCACUCUUUCAACAUCUCACUGCACUAGAAGAUCUGCAGAUUUCUACCCCCAAGGAACUUGUUAGCAAUGAGGUUGAAAAGGGCGCACAAUGCCUUGGAUCUACAACACUUCGUCGGCUAUAUAUACAAAAUGUUCCAAACUUGGUGUCUCUCCCAAGGGAGCUUAGACAUGUUACCACUUUGCAAGAGCUUCAAAUUGAGAACUGCCCUACACUUAAGUCUUUACCGGAGUGGAUAGGCAACUUCACUUCACUUCAGAUGCUUAAGAUACUCAAUUGUCCAAAUUUAGUAUCACUGCCUGAAGGGAUUCAUAUCCUCCCCUCUCUACAUUAUUUGAUAAUUGGUAGGUGUCAUCACUUGGAGGAAAGAUGUGAACAAGGAACAGGCGAGGAUUGGCCAAAAAUUGCUCACAUCCCAUACUUUUAUUGUGGGCAACAGUUCUUCUGA
Molecule: messenger RNA, 3096 nt
Organism: Corylus avellana
Lineage: Eukaryota; Viridiplantae; Streptophyta; Magnoliopsida; Fagales; Betulaceae
Source: RefSeq, a predicted model, not a curated record